AGCCUGACUCUUUUCAUAAUCUUCCAGUGCAUCCCCUUUGGCAGAGUCCACUUACGAUUCCUGGAGGCACUCGGCAAUCUCCUAUCAAUAUCCAGUGGAGAGACAGUGUUUAUGACCCCUUUCUGAAGCCUCUGAAAAUAAGCUACGACCCAACGACGUGUCUUCACAUCUGGAACAAUGGGUAUUCGUUCCUGGUUGAGUUUGAUGAUUCUACUGAUAGAUCAAUAAUCGUUGGCGGUCCCUUGGAAAACCAAUACAGGCUGAAGCAGUUCCACUUCCACUGGGGAGCUAUAAACGAGUGGGGUUCAGAACACACAGUUGACAGUAAAUUUUACCCGGCAGAGCUGCAUUUAGUACACUGGAAUGCCGUUGUGUACCCAACUUUUGAAGAAGCUGUAAUGGAAGGUAACGGACUGGCUGUUAUUGGAGUGUUUUUAAAGCUCGGAGCACAUCAUGAGGGGCUGCAGCCGCUGGUGGAUGCCUUGCCAGCAGUUAAGCACAAGGACACCGUUAUUGAGUUCGAUGUCUUUGAUCCCUCCUGUUUGAUACCUUCAUGCCCUGAUUAUUGGACCUACGCGGGCUCUUUGACUACUCCCCCACUCACCGAGUCAGUCACAUGGAUCAUUAAGAAGAAGCCAAUAGAGAUAGAUGAGAAUCAGCUGGAGGCAUUUCGGAUGCUGCUCUUUACUUCAGAUGGUGAAGAAGAAAAGAGAAUGGUAGACAACUUUCGCCCUCUUCAGCCACUGAUGAACCGAACCGUCCGUUCAUCCUUCCAGAGCAGGCACCUCUUGGAUAUGGAUGUGCAGCCCCGGGACCAUGCCGAGCAGGUCAGGCCAUAGAUGGCCCAUGGAAUGUCAGUCCAGACUGCAGUACCUGGAUAUAACUGACAUUUCUCAAUGGUUUUUCCUUUCCUGCAGUGUGUGUAUGCCGUACAGCUUCACAGCCAGCCAGUUUCAGUUCUGCCAAGUGCCAUUGGAGCUUCAGCAGAGA
Molecule: messenger RNA, 990 nt
Organism: Eurypyga helias (sunbittern)
Lineage: Eukaryota; Metazoa; Chordata; Aves; Eurypygiformes; Eurypygidae
Gene: CA5A
Product: carbonic anhydrase VB, mitochondrial
Exons: 6
Cellular component (GO): mitochondrion; cytoplasm
Molecular function (GO): zinc ion binding; carbonate dehydratase activity
Source: RefSeq, a predicted model, not a curated record